This is a messenger RNA of Prorocentrum cordatum, 6912 nucleotides long. Lineage: Eukaryota; Dinophyceae; Prorocentrales; Prorocentraceae. The record is from the annotation of a GenBank genome assembly.
AUGAUGCGGGAGAUCUACCUGCCCGUGCUCACCAGGAGCUCCCUGAAGAGCCAGGGCAGCACCCGGAAGCUGCCCGCCGCCGAGAGCGGUGAGGCGGGCGAGGGCGGCGCCCACGAGGGGAGCGAGGAGGCCGAGACCGCGGCGCCCGAGGGCGAGCCCGAGACGGAGCAGGAGUCGGAGGAGGCGGACGUGCCGCAGCAGCACGCCUCAGCGGACGACGAGGUGCGGGCGAUCACCCUGCCCGCGCAGAUCCAGGAGGAGAUCUUCGCGUCCACGCACAAGUUCACGGGCCACGUGCACCAGACGGUGAUGCAGGUCUACGGGAACGUGAACAUCCGCGUCCCCCGCAUGGACCUGGAGGACGCGGAGGCCAUCCAGCGGGACCCGGAGGCCAUGAAGGAGCUGGAGAUGGCCGUCGAGGAGUGGACCAAGAUAGUGGAGGGCGUCGUUUACGACGAGGAGCACAACCGCCAGAGGGAGAGCAAGUACCCGAUGGCGGAGAUCGACUUCUGGCGCGACCGCUCCUCCAAGGUCUCCACCGUCUACGAGCAGCUGCAGCUCCCGCAGGUGCGGCGCGUCCGCGAGAUCCUCGCGGGCGACGAGGGCGGCGUCGAGAACAGGGUGCUGACGGUCUUCGUGGAGCAGUUCACGUCGCUGAACCAGAUGCACAUCAUGGCCAAGGACAAUGUGAAGUUUUUGACCACCCUGGAGCGGCACUUCAAGAACCUCCAGAGCGGGUCCAUGCAGAUGAUCUGCGAGACGCUGCCGUCCCUGAUGAACGCGAUUCGCAUGGUCUGGAUCAUUUCGCGGUAUUUCAACACGGAUGACCUCAUGGAGCCGCUCAUGAAGCGUAUAGCUGACCAGAUUGCAGACAAGGUGGAGGAGCAGAUCAACAUCCACCAGAUCUUCAACAUGGACCCGGAGGGAAGCAGGUCGACGUCGAUCCAGAAAGCCAUGGCGAUCAUCAAGGAGGGUGAUACCGCGCUGGAGAAAUGGUACACGACCUACUUGGAGACGCGCGAGAAGAUCGAGUCCAGCGCCUCAGACCACCGCUGGGAGUUCGACCGACAGGCGCUCUUCAAGAGGACGAUGUACAUGUCCAAGGUCUGCAAGGACCUCCACGAGAUUGCGCAGGUGCUCGACCAGUUCUACAAGUUCCUCGGCCCAGAGCUCAAGGAGGUCACCGGCGACUCCCAGGGCAUCGAUUCCCUGCUCGGUGAGGUCGAGGCGCUGAAGAUCGAUUUCAGAAAUAUGAAAUACGUCUUCGAUGAGCUCAACCAGUCGCACUGGGACAGCCUCGUCGUGAAAUUCAAAGAGCGUGUGAACCAGAUUGAGGGCAAGGCAAUCGACUUCCUGAAUCGCUCGUUCAAGAACCUGCGCUCCUCAGAGGGUGCGUUUAAGCUCCUGCAGAAUUUCAAGAAUAUCAAGUCCAGGGAAGCGAUCAACAAAACGAUGGAGCACAAGUUCAAAGAGAUCCUCAUGAAGUACGAGGAGGAGGUCAAGCGAUUCCAGGAGAUCUUCCGUAGCUGCCAGGGGAACCCCCCGAUCUCCAAGAGCACACCGCCCGUCGCUGGCUCCAUCUUGUGGGCCCGCAGUAUCUUCCACCGGGCGAAGCAGCCUGUGCUCCGAUUCAAGACCAUGCCAGGCUUGCUGACCCAAGCAGAGGGCCAGAAGGCGUGCAAGGAGUACGUCGACCUCGGCAAGGACAUCCUGGAGUACGAGAAGAAGCUGUUCGAGGCCUGGAAGACCGAUGCCGUAAAGCUUUCGGAGGAGUGCUUGAAGCUGAACGUGCUCAAGGUCGACCCGAAGACAAGGGAGUACGAGGUCAACUUCGCCCGCGAGCUCCAGCUGCUGGUCCGCGAGGCGCGCCACCUGGACCAGAUGGGCGGUCUGGAGCUGCCGCACACGGUGCUGAACGUGGCGCUGCAGCAGGACAAGUACAAGGAGUAUAUCGAGCAGCUGAACCUCAUGAUCCAGGACUACAACAAGGUCGUGGGGGACCUCACGCCCGUGCAGCAGAAGCUCCUCAAGAAGCAGAUCCAGGACCUGGACAAGUGCCUGAGCCCCGGCCUGUCGCCGCUGAACUGGAACUCCCUCGGGAUCAACGACUUCAUCGAGGCGUGCAAGACGGGGAUCAGCAAGUUCCAGUCGAGCCGCGACCAGGUCGAGAAGAGCGAGGAGCGGAUCCAGGCGGUGGUCGACCUCAUCGAGAAGGCGGUCUUGGUGCGCCCCUUCGACUGGCAGCGCACGGAGGUCAUGGACCACAUGGAGUUCUACGACUACUUUGAGAGACACCGGGUGGCCGUCGUGGAGGACCUCGUCACACGUUACGAGGACCUCCAGAAGUCCCUGGAGAAGAUUGAGGAGAUCACAGCCGGCACGAAGACCGGCUGUGCUCCGUCGAUGACCGAGUAUUACCACUACUGGGAGCGCCGCAUAUUCAACGCGAUCACCUCCAUGCUUCUCAGGGGUAUGGGCGCUUUCCAGACCCUGUUCAGCGCGAACGAGAGGCGACGGCCGCCGCUGCUGCGCGUCAAGGCGGACUGCAAUCCGCAGGACGGCAACGUGGACGAUAACCCCUUGGCCGCCGUCUUCAGGCAGCUCACCAAGAUACUGAAGAACACCGUCCACUCAGCGAACUCCUUCGUUCGAUGGAUGGAUGGCACAUGCAAGAUGGUUCCCCAACAGCCGAACCCAGAGGAGGACCAACAGUUGUUCACCUUCUACCGAGACGUCAAGGACAACCCAGCCCUCAUCGAAAUGAUAAUCAACAUCCACAACAAUAUCCAGAAGAUUUUUACUAUCAUGUCCAAGUUCCUGCGGCACUGGCGCAAGUACGACGAGACGUGGAAACUGUGGGACCCGAAAUUCCGGCAGGAGCUCGAGAAGGUAGCGGAAAAGAAGCCGCCCUUCGUAUUCUUCGACGUUCACAUUUGCGUCUACAAGGGGCUCGCCGACAGCCUCGCGGCCUACCCGCCCGAGAAAGACAUCGGCUUCGUGCGGAUCGACUCCACGGCCAUCGUGUCGGCUAUCAGGUCCCAGUCGAUGGAUUGGGUGGCGGGCUACGGGGACAUCUUGGGCAGGCUCGCGCUGAAGGACCUCAGGACGAUCCAGUCGGAGAUGGCCAACUACCGCAGCCAGCUACAGGAGAUGCCCGACUCGCUGGACAAACUUAAGAGCAUCCUUAGCCUCAUCGGGCAGAUCCUGGCUGUCUCGAUGGACAUGGAGCUGAGGAUACAGGACGUGCGCGAGCGGUACCGGACGCUGACGCUGUACAACUGCGAGUGCGUCCAGCAGGAGCUGGACGACGUGGCCGCGCUGGGAGGAGAGUGGAGCGCUUUGAAGGACGAGGCGCUGACGAAGGACAGGCGCAUGAUCAAAGUGAAGGAGCGCUUCGCCGAGGUCACCACUGGCCAGGUGGAGCAGUUCGCCAGCGACUGCAGGGACCUGCACAAGACCUACAGGCAGGAGGGCCCGGGCUCUCCGGAUGUCUCCCUAGAAGAGGGGGUGGACCUUCUUCGAAAGUUCGACCACGAGUGCAAGCAGUUCCAGAAGAAGCGUGAGGAGCUCGUGAAGGCGCAGACACUGUUCAACCUGCCCAUCCAGAGCUACCCGGAGCUGCUGCAGCUGGAGAGGGACCUGCGCCUGCUCGCGCAGGUCUACAAGGUCUUCCAGGACCACAGCGCCAUGGUGACCGAGUACAGCUCGGCGAUGUGGAGCAAGGUCGACAUCGCUGCGCUGGCGAAGAGCGCCGAGGAGUUCGACAAGUUUGUGCACCGGAUGCCAAAAGAGACCAAGGAGCUCGGCGAGCUCACCACUUUCCACAAGCUCGAGGAAGUGGUCUCAUCUUUCAAGACUUCCGUGCCCCUCAUCCAGCAGCUGAAGAGCGACGCCAUCCGGCCGAUGCACUGGGAGGAGUUGAUGAGGAUCGCCGGCAUGGACGCAUCUGACUUCGAUUUCAAGAAGUUGACGUUGACCAGCGUCUUCAACAUGAAGCUGAGCCGCUUCCCCGAUGAGGUCAACGAGAUCGUCGUGACGGCCCAGAACGAGCUGAAGAUCGAGAGCGAGCUGUCGAAGGUGGAGAGCGCCUGGCGUAGCAUGUCCUUCAUGCCCAACGGCAUGAAGGCCUACAAAGGAGACCCACAGAACCCUCGAGGCUAUGUCCUGCUCCCGAAUGAGGAGAUGAAGCAGACGCUCGAAGACCAUGUGCUGUCGCUGCAGUCCAUGUUGUCUUCCAAGUAUGCCGCGAAGCUGAUCGAUACGAUCAAGCGCUGGGAGAAGAAUCUCUCCACGAUCAGUGAGGUGUUCGACGCGUGGCAGGUGUUGCAGCGCAAGUGGAUGUACCUGGAGAGUAUUUUCUUAGAUUCGGAGGAUAUCAGUCUGCAGCUUCCAGAAGAAGCAAAGAGGUUCGGUCGUGCACACGCAGCGUUCACGAAGAUCAUGUCUACGACACAGUCUCAGCCUCAGGUGCUCUCCGCGUGCUGCCAAGAAGGUCGUCUCGAGGAGUUCAAAACACUAACUUCAGAGUUUGACCGCAUCCAGAAGUCCCUCACCGACUAUCUGGACACUAAGCGCUCGGCUUUCCCGAGAUUCUAUUUGAUCUCCGACGAGGAGCUCCUCAGCAUCCUGGGCACCAGUGACGCUAAGGCUGUGCAGCCUCACAUGCUGAAGCUAUUCGACAAUUGCAAGCAGCUGGAGUUUGGCCGUGCGCGGUUGGUGGUGGGCAUGUUCUCUGAUGAGGACGAGCACUUUAAGUUACACCAAGCACAGCAGGCCGAGGGCUCCGUGGAGGACUGGAUGCGCAACGUCGACGAGGCCAUGCAAGACACGCUCCAGCGCAUGUCCAAGGCCGCAGUGUACCAUUACGCGGCACAGGAGCGCAUGCCGUGGAUACAGGAGUACAUUGGCAUGGUGGCCAUCCUGGGGACGCAGAUCUGGUGGACCUGGUCGGUCGAAGACGCCUUCCGGAAGGUCGCGGAGGGCAACAAGAACGCCAUGAAGGACGAGCUCCGGAAGGAGAAUCGCCAGGUGAACGACCUCGUCGAGCUCGUGCGGCAGCCCAUCAACAAGCUGCAGCGCAAGAAGGUGAACACGCUGAUCAUCCUGGACGUGCACGCACGCGACAUCGUCGACAGGUUUGUGCGCGACAGCAUCCUGAGCCGGGAGGAGUUCGCCUGGGAGUCCCAGCUGCGAUUCUAUUGGGAUCGCAAGCAGGACGACGUGGUCAUCAGGCAGUGCACCGGCCAGCUCAAGUACUGCUACGAGUACCAGGGCCUCAACGGCCGCCUCGUCAUCACGCCCCUCACGGACCGAUGCGUCAUGACCCUCACCACGGCCCUUACCUUCAACAUGGGCGGCGCUCCCGCCGGCCCAGCUGGGACCGGCAAGACGGAGACGGUGAAGGACUUGGCGAAGUCCUUGGCGAUCUCGUGCGUCGUCACCAAUUGCGGGGACGGCCUCGAUUACCGCGCCAUGGGUGUCAUCUUCAGCGGCCUGUCGGAGACGGGCUUCUGGGGCUGCUUCGACGAGUUCAACCGCAUCAACGUCGAGGUGCUCUCGGUGGUGGCCGCGCAGAUCAAGACCAUACAGAACGGCCUCGACCAGAAGAAGAAGACAGUGGAGAUGCUGGGGCGCGAUGUCGCUCUGAAGACCACCAUCGGCUACUUCAUCACGAUGAACCCCGGCUACGCGGGCAGGUCUGAGCUGCCGGAUAACCUCAAGGCGCUCUUCCGGCCCGUCACCAUGAUCGUACCUGACCUGCUCAUGAUUUGCGAGAACAUGCUCAUGUCCGAGGGUUUCAACUCGGCCAAGGUGCUGGCGAAGAAGAUGACAGUGCUCUACGCGCUGUCCGCGGGGCAGUUGUCGAAGCAGUACCACUACGACUUCAAGCUGCGCGCGCUGAAAUCGGUGCUGGUCAUGGCUGGCGACCUGAAGCGCGAGGCGGCGGACCUCCCCGAAGAGAUGGUGCUCAUGCGCGCCCUGCGCGACAUGAACAUGCCGAAGUUCGUCAAGGAGGACGUGCCCCUGUUCUCUGGGCUUCUCAACGAUCUCUUCCCUGGCCUGGACUGCCCCCGCGUCGGCAACGCUGCGCUGAAGACUGGGAUCGAGGAGACCCUCGAGGACGCUGGCAUGAAGUCAAAGUACGAGGAGAUCUACGCGCUGCAGGUCGACAAGGUCAUGCAGCUGUACGAGACCAUGCUGACGCGGCACUCCACCAUGGUGGUGGGGCCCUCGGGCGGGGGCAAGAGCGUCAUCCUCAAGACCCUCGCAGAAGCUCAGAAGAAAGCGUUCAACCUCCCGACGACCAUGUACCCGCUCAACCCCAAGGCCAUCCCCACGGACGAGCUCUACGGCGUCCUGGACCCCGCCACGCGGGACUGGACGGACGGGCUCCUGUCGAAGAUUUUCCGCGAGAUGAACCAGCCGCACGCGCCGGACAAGCCCGUCCGGCGGUACAUCCUGUACGACGGUGACGUGGACGCCCUUUGGAUCGAGAACAUGAACUCGGUCAUGGACGACAACAAACUGCUCACCCUGACGAAUGGCGAGCGCAUCCGGCUGGAGAAGCACUGCGCCAUGCUCUUCGAGGUGUUCGACCUGCAGUACGCCUCGCCCGCCACCGUCAGCCGAUGUGGCAUGCUUUACGUGGACGACAAGAACCUGGGACCUGGGCCGUACUAUGACCGCUGGGCGCGGUCCAAGACGUCCGACAAGCUCAGGGAGCUCCUGGAGGAGCUCUACGACAAGUACAUCCCGCCGCUGAUCGCCUUUGUCUUCGAGGGACCGGCGACCAGAUCGGCAAGCCCCUGCCUAGCUUCCUCCCGCGGUCCAACAUGGGCAUUGAUUCGGUCGUGCAGUUCUCGAGGCUCUUCGACUCGAUGUUCGACGAGAACAGCACAGGGAUCGAUCUAG